Molecule: messenger RNA, 3014 nt
Organism: Diachasmimorpha longicaudata
Lineage: Eukaryota; Metazoa; Arthropoda; Insecta; Hymenoptera; Braconidae
Product: photoreceptor-specific nuclear receptor-like
Exons: 7
Coding region: 741-2375 (544 amino acids)
Biological process (GO): anatomical structure development; positive regulation of transcription by RNA polymerase II; cell differentiation
Molecular function (GO): zinc ion binding; nuclear receptor activity; RNA polymerase II cis-regulatory region sequence-specific DNA binding
Source: RefSeq, a predicted model, not a curated record
CGAUCAACAAUUGUCCCGUUUUCACUGGAACCACGAGUCCCCCCAGCAGAUAGUGCAGCACCGCACUCCGUCUCCGUCAGACACCCCGAUAAUAAAAUCAUCCGAUGGGGGGGGGGGCUCAUCCCCCCGCGUCAUUCCGGGGUGAGGGGUAUCAGAUCCGUCGCGACGCCUGCGCGGCGACGCCGCGUCAAACAUAGCGGCUAUAGGUUAAAUCCUCGUAUCCCCAGUUUUGUUGUUUUUCUCCCGUUGCCUCCUGAUCCCGCCUUCAAAAGUACAGUCCGACCAAUCGGGUGACGCUGUCUGCAAUACCCGGGUGCUUGUUCUACUUGAACUGCCAAAGCUCCGUUUGGAUAUCCCCCGAACGUGUUACAACGGAAAACGAGUGCGGGACGAGAGGUGACCGAGAGAAACCGACGGCCAAUUCUCCGGUGAUUAAAGAUUUAAUUAAAAUUAAUUUUGCCGGAUCGACGGCAUCAGUUGUCGCGGUAAUUGACGGAUCGAUUGAUUAAUUGCGGGAAUUGUUGUUACUCGGUGGGUGACAGGUGUCAGGGUGGGCCGAAUGACGAGGGGUGAUGAACGAGAUUUGAGUGAAUCGAGUGGAUAAUUCCGUCGAGAGAAGUGAUUCUCUGGUGCCGGUAGAACUCAGGAACUUGUUCAGUGAAAUACGGAUUGGUUGGGACUGUUGGUGGGUCCUGGGGUGCGGGGACUGGACGGCUGAUUGGUUUGAUUUGUGAGUGGAGAUGAAUGGGACCGCUACGCUGGGGGCUGCGGAGGGCCCGAUGCAGAGGCAGCCGUCGCAGAAUGAGUCCGGGUCGGAACAUCCCCGGAGUCCGAGUCCGCUGAGCGUUCGUCAUGAUUCAGCGGAAUCCAGUGUGAUAUCACCAGGUCUUCCCGAGCGUUACAGCCCCAUGGGAACAACGAACUCGGCCUCGAGUCACGACCCCUACGCCUCUCGUUCAGUGCAGGAGUGUCCGGUGCCUCUCUGCCGAGGAAUGCCGACGGACUUCCCCAUGGCCCGAUCACCGUACCUGACCGCCCUGGGCAACGGCCACUCCCACCUCCUCCAGGUCCAGCAGCAGCACGUCCAGCAGCAGCAGCAGCUCACCCAGUCCCAUCAGCAGCAGCAGCAACAGCCCCAGCACAGCAGCAAACCCCGUAGUCUGGGCCUCAUAUGCGUCGUCUGCGGGGACACCAGCUCGGGAAAGCACUACGGCAUCCUCGCUUGCAACGGCUGCAGCGGAUUCUUCAAGAGAAGCGUCCGGAGAAAGCUCAUCUACCGAUGUCAAGCGGGAACUGGCAGGUGCAUUGUAGAUAAGGCCCACCGGAAUCAGUGCCAAGCGUGUCGUCUCAAGAAGUGUAUGCAGAUGGGGAUGAACAAAGAUGGAAUUUUGGCUGGUUCAUUUGCAGCUGUGCAGAACGAGAGACAGCCCAGGAACACAGCGACAAUUAGACCCGAGGCUUUGGUGGAGAUGGACCAGGAGAGGGCGUUGAGAGAAGCUGCUGUUGCCGUUGGAGUUUUUGGGCCACCGGUUUCUCUGGCUAUGGCACGGUAUGCCGCCCCUAUGCCACUUCCCGCGAUGCAACCCACCCCUAAUACGACCAGCACCUCUUCACCACCACGACAGGACGUGGAGGAUGGGAAUGCAUCAGAAGACAGUAUAGACGUGACAAACGAGGAGCCCUUAACACCGCAGCGAAAUUUGUGCCCCCAAUUGCCCCCCGUGAUGCCCUCAUUGUACUCCCCAGCGAGUGCUGAAACGGUGUACGAGACCAGUGCUCGUCUCCUCUUCAUGGCUGUUAAAUGGGCCAAGAAUCUCCCGUCAUUCGCAAGUUUACCGUUUCGCGAUCAAGUGAUUCUGCUCGAGGAGGCGUGGUCCGAGCUCUUUCUCCUCAACGCAGUGCAAUGGUGUCUUCCACUCGAGUCGUCUCCACUCUUCAGCGCUGCUGAGCUUACAGCACUCACCCUCUCACCACACUCUCAUCCACAUUCUGGAAUGCACACACCAAAUGGGGGUAAACCUAGUCAAGUGGCUGCCGAUGUUCGACACCUGCAUGAUACACUUCAGAGAUACAAAGCUGUUAUGGUCGAUCCAGCUGAGUUUGCUUGUAUGAAGGCUAUCGUCCUCUUCAGACCAGAGACUCGGGGCCUGAAAGACUCCAGUCAAAUCGAGAAUCUCCAGGACCAGGCCCAGGUGAUGCUGGGCCAGCACGCACGGACCCAGCAGCCAGCCAGCCCUGCAAGAUUUGGAAGACUCCUGCUGAUGCUGCCCUUGUUGAGAACAGUUCCAGCAGCUCGGGUGGAAUUAAUCUACUUCCAUAGGACAAUUGGUAACACUCCCAUGGAGAAAGUCCUGUGUGAUAUGUACAAGAAUUGAUUUGUUAUUCACGAACGAAUGGACACCUGAGGGAAGAUAUUUCCCAGGAAACUGGAGAAUUUCAUUCUCCAGGGUUUCUAGGAAUUCUUCUCUCACACGUGAUUUCAUGAAAACGGAGACGUUUAAUGUUUUACCGCGUAGUUGUGUUGAGCUGGGGCCUAAACGCUACUGAAGAUAUUAAUCUAAAAAUAAUAUGGAGAAUUAUAAAUGAAUUAUGUCGGCCUCUCAACGGAAUAAUUUAAUAACCAUGUAAAAUAGUGAAAUGUUAAUCCUAGAUGUGUAAGGUCACUAAUUACUUUGAUAAUGCAAUAACGAAUGCAUGACAAUUACUGAUAGUUAUGGAGAGGUUGAGAUGUCAUGUAUAUCAGUGUAUUUAUUUAUUACAGAUUAAUUCAGGGGUGAAAUGGAGAACAUUAAAUUUAUUAAAUUUUUCUAUCCCCUCACCCCUGAAUUUAUUCAUGUCGUAGAAAUCGAAAACGUCGACAUAUAUCGCCAUGUGAUUACCACAUCGACGUUACAAAUAAUUCGUGUUGUGAUAACGUCGUUGUAGAUGUGAAUGUAUCGUCAGGAGUUGAACGAUUCAAGUGAUUCAUCAUGUUACGAUUACGCUAUUUAAUUAAUUGUAUUAAAACGAGAUAU